Molecule: messenger RNA, 3114 nt
Organism: Salvelinus namaycush (lake trout)
Lineage: Eukaryota; Metazoa; Chordata; Actinopteri; Salmoniformes; Salmonidae
Product: protein TANC2-like
Exons: 10
Coding region: 1-3114 (1037 amino acids)
Biological process (GO): regulation of dendritic spine morphogenesis
Cellular component (GO): dendritic spine
Molecular function (GO): protein binding
Source: RefSeq, a predicted model, not a curated record
AUGGAAAAGACUGCUCUCACGGCAGCAGGGGGCCUGGGGAAGCUAGACGUUUGCAGGCUGCUGCUGGAGCAGGGAGCAGCGGUUGCUCAGCCCAACAGACGAGGCAUGGUACCCCUGUUCAGUGCUGUCCGACAGGGAAACUGGCAGAUUGUGGACCUUCUCCUGACUCACGGAGCGGAGGUGAACCUCGCAGACAAGCAGAGCCGAACCCCUCUGAUGAUGGCUGCCUCAGAGGGUCACCUGGGCACUGUGGAGUUCCUACUGGCACAAGGUGCGUCCCUGCCUCUGAUGGACAAGGAGGGGUUAACAGCUCUGAGCUGGGCGUGUCUGAAGGGACACCUGCCCGUGGUGCGCUGUCUGGUGGAGAGGGGGGCUGCUACAGACCAUGCUGAUAAGAACGGACGCACGCCCCUCGACCUGGCCUCCUUCUACGGGGACUCAGAGAUGGUCCAGUUCUUAGUGGACCAGGGGGUGAUGAUAGAGCAUGUGGACUACAGUGGGAUGUGUCCUCUGGACCGGGCCGUGGGCUGCAGGAACACGUCCGUGGUGGUCACCCUGCUCAAGAAGGGAGCCAAGAUAGGUCCAGCCACAUGGGCCAUGGCUACCUCCAAACCCGACAUCAUGAUCAUCCUACUGAGUAAGCUGAUUGAGGAGGGAGACAGCUUCUAUAAGAAAGGGAAAGUAAAGGAGGCAGCACAGCGGUAUCAGUACGCCCUCAAAAAGUUCCCCCGUGAAGGCUUCAGUGAGGACCUCAAGACUUUCAGGGAGCAGAAAGUGUCCAUCUUACUCAAUCUGUCCCGAUGUCGGAGGAAACUGAACGACUUUGGGAUGGCUGAGGAGUUUGCUACAAAGGCACUUGAAUUGAAACCAAAAUCAUACGAAGCGUACUAUGCCAGAGCCCGCGCCAAGCGUAGCAGCAGGCAGUUCCCUGAGGCCUUGGAGGACCUGAAUGAAGCAAUGAAGCAGAGCCCCAACCACCCUGAGAUCCAGCGCCUCCUGCAGCGGGUAGAGGAGGAGUGUCGACAGCUUACCCAGGAGGAGGAGGACGCACAGAAGCUGGAGCCUCCCCCAUCUCCUCCCCCCUCGCCUCCCCCAUACGAGGGGGAGGAGGAGGAGAUGUCCCUGUCCUCCCUCCCACUCCCCCUGGAGCUCCCCCCUCCCCCGGAGCCUCGGCUGGAGGACAUGGAGCCGGUCCAGGAUCUGUUUGAGGACGAGGACUAUCUGGUGCAGGAGGCCAUGUCUAUGGGGAGUAUGGGUUCUAUGGGUCUGGCCCUCGAGAGGGAGCUCUGCUCCAACCCCUCCAGCCUGCCUAUCAUCCAGAGCCCCCCUCUUUCUCCAACCAUCCACCAGCACCCCUACCACCAGGACCAGGCAUUCCUGUCGGGGGGCUCCCCCAUGGGCCAGGCUUACGUCUACGACCAACCCAGCCCCACCUCCAUGUCCUCUCCCGGCAUCCAGAACUACCAGCUGCCGUCGCCCCCCUCUCUCUCCCCCACGCACCACAACUCCCACUACCGACACAGCCCUCCACAGACCUCCCCGGUGCACCAGACCACCUACCGCUUCAGCCCCCCGCCCAAUGGAGGAGGGGGACAAGGGAUGGACCACGGAUACCAGAGCCCCCCGCUAUCCCCUCUGCGUCGGGGUGGGGUACAGAGCCAGUACAGAGCCAGUCCCCCGGUGGAGAGUGUGUGUCUGUACAGGUCCCAGUCAGGGUCUCCGGUGCGCUACCAGCAGGAGCAGCCUACCCUUUCAAAGAUGAGCAGCCAGAGGUCCUUCCAGCAGAGCUCACAGCCUUCCCUGCACCACCAGCACCACCAGGCCCAGGGCCUGCGCCUCCAGCCCUCCAUGGCCCAGAUUGUUCGCACCAACCAGCCCAGCAACACAUACGGCCAGAUGGGCCACCCCAUGCGUUACCAGGGGGCCUCCAUGGACGUGCCGAUGGAGAGCCAGAGCCGGUUGAUGUACCAGCCCUCCCUGGAUGGUCGCUCCAUGCCCCAGUCCAGCCUCUCAGCUGGGGCCCUCUGUCAGCACGUGGGCCGAGGAGGGGUCAUAGAGGGCCUGAUGAAGGACGAGCUACCCCAGCGCCCCUCCUCUGCCUACCGUGCCAGCAGUGGGGGAGGACAAGGGGGCCAGCUCCAGGGGGCUGUCCGCUAUAGCCAGACCCCCCAGAUUAGCCGCAGCCAGUCAGCCGCCUACUACCCUGGUGCCAAGCACGAGCUGGAGCGCCAAAACAGUGCCAUGCCCCAGUGCCAGCUCGGAUCACCAGAGAUCGGCCACAUGGUGAGGCGGCCCGUCAGUGCCACUACCACGGAGAUCAAACCGCACAUUUCCACUCCCCGGCCCCUCAUCCACUCCCAGAGCGUGGGCCUCCGCUUCUCCCCUUCCAGCAACAACAUCCCCACAGGGGGCUCUAGCUGUAAUCUAGCCCCAGGCUUCAGGCCUUCCUCCUCCAUCCAGGGGAUGGAGAUCCCGCUGCAGGUGGCUUACGAGGGCUACGAAGGCUACGAGGGGUACGAGCGUUCCUGUAACGACGACAUCUCCCCAAACUCGCCCUCCCAGGGCAGCGGUGGUGGGCUGUACCAGGGUGAGAGCACCCGCUCACGGACCACGCCCUUCAUGGGCAUCAUAGACAAGACAGCACGGACUCACCAGACUCAAUACCUGCAGCAGCCCUCGUCCCAGCGGCCCUGGGCUAUGACCUCCAUGGACUCUGGCAUCAGCCCCACAUCGCCCGGCCAACUGGUCCAGCAUGGCUCGUCCUACAGCCCCCCCACCUCGCUGGGGAACUUCGCUUACUACAACAAGACUAACAACGCCCAGAACGGACAACUCCUGGAGGAAGACUACUACCCCCAGCAGCCCCAGCAUCAGCAGUCCUCCCUGGGCAAGCUGGCCAACGGAGCCUCCCGGGGUGGAGGAGGGGACAUCCUGGAGCGGGUGAGCCAGGUGCCCACCUAUCCAGACGUGAAGGUGGCCAGGACUCUGCCCGUAGCUCAGGCCUACCAGGACAACAUGUACCGACAGCUCUCUCGUGAUAUGUCCCGUGACUCUAGGCAGGGCCCCACCUCCCCCAUCAAACCAAAGAGACCUUUCGUGGAGUCGAAUGUGUGA